AUGGCAGCAGCUGCAAGAACUCAGGUGGCACCAUCAAAUGCCACAUUCAAAAACAAGGAAAAGCCACAAGAAGUGCGCAAAGCAAAUAUUUUAGCAGCAAGAGCCGUGUCAGAUGCUAUAAGAACAUCGCUUGGUCCUAAAGGUAUGGACAAGAUGAUCAGAACAAAGAACGGAGAGAUUAUUAUUUCCAACGAUGGAGCUACAAUUUUGAAGCACAUGGCUGUUUUGCAUCCAGCAGCUAAAAUGUUGGUUGAUGUCAGCCAUGCUCAAGAUGUUGAGGCAGGAGAUGGUACAACUUCGGUUGCCAUUUUAACUGGUGCUCUUCUUGGGGCCGCCGAAAGAUUAUUGAACAAAGGUAUCCACCCUACAUUAAUUGCCGAGUCCUUCCAAAGAGCUGCACAACGUAGUGUUGAAAUCCUUUUGGAGAUGUCUCACCAGAUCAAACUUGAAGAUAGGGAGCAAAUGAUUAGAGCUGCAACAACAUCACUUAGUUCGAAAAUUGUGUCACAACACUCACAGUUGUUGGCACCAUUGGCAGUGGACUCGGUUUUGAAAGUAAUGAAUGAAAGUAAGGAUAAUGUCGACUUGAACGAUAUCAGGUUAAUCAAAAAACUUGGUGGUACUAUCGAUGAUAUUCAAUUGGUAGAUGGUGUAGUUUUGACACAAAGCGUUGUUAAAAAUGCAGGUGGCCCAACAAGGAUGGAAAAGGCAAAGAUUGGUUUGAUUCAAUUCCAGCUAUCACCACCAAAACCAGAUAUGGAAAAUAAUGUCGUUGUGAAUGACUAUAGACAAAUGGACAAGAUUUUGAAGGAAGAAAGAGCUUACUUGUUGAACAUUUGUAAGAAGAUCAAAAAGGCCAAAUGUAAUGUGUUGCUCAUACAAAAGUCUAUUUUGCGAGAUGCUGUAAAUGAACUCGCUUUGCACUUUUUGUCUAAACUCAAUAUUAUGGUUAUCAAAGACAUUGAGAGAGAUGAAGUAGAGUUCUUAUCCAAGGCUAUUGGAUGUAAACCAAUUGCUGAUGUUGAGAAUUUCACAGAGGAUAGGUUGGGUUCAGCCAAUUUGGUUGAAGAAAUUGAAAGUUCUGGUUCCAAAAUUGUCGAGAUUUCAGGUAUUACAUCAAAGACUACAAAGCCAACAGUAUCGAUUGUUAUUAGAGGUGCAAAUAACCUUAUUCUUGAUGAAACUGAAAGAUCCUUGCACGACGCCCUCUGUGUCAUCAGAUGUCUUGUGAAAGAAAAAGCAUUGAUUGCCGGCGGUGGCGCACCAGAAAUUGAAGUUUCUAGACAGCUCAUGAAAGAGUCGCACCUGUUGUUUGGCGUUGAACAAUUCGUAUACCAGGAGUUUGCCCAAGCCCUUGAGGUGAUUCCUACAACAUUGGCUGAAAAUGCCGGAUUGAACCCAAUCAAUGUUGUUACUGACUUGAGGAAUAGACAUGAGAACGGAGAAAAAAAUGCAGGUAUUUCAGUGAGAAGAGCAGGUGCUUCCAACACUUUUGACGAGCAUGUGUUGCAACCAGUAUUGGUAUGUACAAGUGCAAUUGUGCUAGCCUCAGAGUGUGUCAAGUCAAUACUCAGAAUUGAUGAUAUACAAUUUAGUCGUUAA
Messenger RNA from Lodderomyces elongisporus, 1602 nucleotides. It is a transcript of the gene CCT4, whose product is annotated as chaperonin-containing T-complex subunit. The transcript has a single exon. Bases 1 to 1602 code for a protein of 533 amino acids. The record is from RefSeq and is a predicted model, not a curated record. Gene Ontology annotation, cellular component: chaperonin-containing T-complex. Gene Ontology annotation, molecular function: ATP hydrolysis activity; ATP-dependent protein folding chaperone; ATP binding. Gene Ontology annotation, biological process: protein folding. NCBI's taxonomy places the organism in Eukaryota, Fungi, Ascomycota, Pichiomycetes, Serinales, Debaryomycetaceae.